AUGGAUGCCUCCGGAAUGAACCCUGCUACGGCUCAGGCCUUUGAGAUGAUGAUGCGGGAUAAGCAGAUGAAGGACUUUAUGGCUCUGUACCAGGGUCUUGUCGCGCGCUGCUUCAACGACUGCUGCAACGACUUUACCUCGAAGGCGCUGAGCUCUAAGGAGGAGACCUGCGUCCAGACUUGCUCGGACAAGUUCCUCAAGAUGAGCGAGCGCGUCGGCCUGCGAUUCAGCGAGCAGAACGCCGAGAUGAUGGCCCGCGCCCAGCAGCGCCGCUGA
This is a messenger RNA of Rhodotorula toruloides NP11, 276 nucleotides long. RefSeq names its product mitochondrial import inner membrane translocase subunit TIM9. The transcript has 5 exons. The record is from RefSeq and is a predicted model, not a curated record. NCBI's taxonomy places the organism in Eukaryota, Fungi, Basidiomycota, Microbotryomycetes, Sporidiobolales, Sporidiobolaceae. Bases 1 to 276 code for a protein of 91 amino acids.